Perca fluviatilis (European perch) is the source of this 5150-nucleotide messenger RNA. RefSeq names its product NACHT, LRR and PYD domains-containing protein 14-like. NCBI's taxonomy places the organism in Eukaryota, Metazoa, Chordata, Actinopteri, Perciformes, Percidae. The record is from RefSeq and is a predicted model, not a curated record. Gene Ontology annotation, molecular function: protein binding.
CUCCACAGAGCAUUAGGACACAGGAUGUCUGAGGUAGGACUUGAGAAGAUGAGUGAUUCUGAGGAAGAGGAGGACAGAGCAGCGUCUGUAUUAUCCGGCUGCCUGUCUAUGAGGAGUGACCGGUCCAUAGUGGAACCUCCAUUCUUCAGUAAUGAACCUGGACCCUCAGGCACAAAAGUUCAGUACAGGAGAGCAGAGUCUGUAUUAUCCGGCUGCCAGUCUAUGAGGAGUGACCGGUCCAUAGUGGAACCUCCAUUGUUCAGUAAUGAACCUGGACCUUCAGGCACAAUAGAGAAGAGGAGGAGGAAUGAUUCUGUGGAGCAACAGCUGUCCAGAUCCAGAACAAGUCAGACCAGCACUGUACUAAUGAUUGGUGGUCAGCAUAGACAUAAGAUCAGUCUGACGAGGAUAUAUAAAUGUGUGACUGAAGGAACUGAAUGUGUGACUGAAGGAACUAGUGAAACAAGAAGUGAAACAUCCUUCAACAGGAUCUACACUGAGGUCUACAUUACAGAGGGACAGAGUGAAGAGGUUAAUACCCAACAUGAGGUAGUGCAGCUUGAGACAGCUUCCAAGAUGAGGAUCUUCAAUGACACUCCAAUCAAGUGCCGCGACAUCUUUGAGGCCUUACCUGGCCAACAGAAACGAAUCAGGGUUGUUCUGAUGAACGGUGUUGCUGGCGUUGGAAAAACCUUCUCAGUGCAGAAGUUCGCUCUGGACUGGGCAGAGGGUUUGGAAAACCAAGAUAUCAGUCUGGUGAUUCCGCUUUCUUUCAGGGAGCUGAACUUGAUCAAAGAUGAGCAGUACAGUCUUCUUUUUUCCCCGCUUUCCCCUCAAGCUGCUUCACCUUUUCCAUCCAGCAUUAAACACAUAAAAAGCAGACUUUCACUGGAUUUUAAGAACAGGAAGGUUAUGUCUGAUGUCACACAGAAGUCAUCAGUCAACCUGCUGUUGACAAACCUCAUCAAGGGGAACCUGCUUCCCUCGGCUCUCGUCUGGAUAACUUCCCGACCUGCAGCAGCCAAUCAGAUCCCUCCUGAAUGUGUUGACAGGGUAACAGAAGUACGAGGCUUCACUGACCCCCAGAAAGAUGAAUACUUCAGGAGGAGAGUCAGUGGAGAGCUGUCCAGCACAAUCAUCUCACACAUCAAGACAUGCAAGAGCCUCGACAUCAUGUGUCUGCUCCCAGUCUUCUGCUGGAUCACCGCUACUGUUCUUCUCCACAUGUUAACUACAGACUCGAGAGGAGACCUGCCCAAGACGCUGACUGACAUGUACUCACACUUCCUUUUGGUUCAGACAAAGAGGAAGAAUCAGAAGUAUGAUAAUAAACAAAAAAAGAGUCCACAGGAGCUGACGGAGGCUGACAGGGAAUUUCUUCGGAAGCUGGGUAGGCUGGCAUUCGAGGAGCUACAGAAAGGAAACAUCAUGUUUUACCAAGAAGACUUGCAGCGGUGUGGUCUUGAUGUCACAGAGGCCUUGGUGUACUCCGGAGUUUGUACAGAGAUCUUCAAAAGAGAGAGUGUGAUCUUCGAGGAAACUGUCUACUGCUUCGUUCAUCUGAGCGUUCAAGAGUUUCUAGCUGCAGUCUAUAUCUACCACUGUUACACUAACAGCAACACAGAGGUACUGGAGGACUUCCUUGGGAAAGACUGGAAAUCCAACAAGAGUGACUCAUCCCUGGAUGUCUUCCUUAAGAGAGCCAUGGAGAAAUCCCUUGAAAGUAAAAAUGGCCACCUGGACCUGUUUGUCCGCUUCCUUCAUGGCCUCUCUCUGGAGUCCAACCAGAGACUCUUACGUGGCCUGCUGGGUCGGACAGACAGCAGUCCAGAAAUCAUCCAGAGAGCCAUCAACAACCUCAAGGAGAUGAACAAUUAUGACGUCUCUCCUGACAGAAACAUCAACAUCUUCCACUGUCUGACGGAGAUGAACGACCACUCAGUACAGCAGGAGAUCCAAGAGUUCCUGAAGUCAGAGAACAGAUCAGAGAAGUCACUCUCUGAGAUCCACUGCUCAGCUCUGGCCUACAUGAUGCAGAUGUCAGAGGAGGUUCUGGAUGAGUUGGACCUGCAGAAGUACAACGCAUCACAGGAUGGACGACAGAGACUGAUUCCAGCUGUGAGGAAUUGCAGAAAGGCUCGAUUGUGUGGCUGCAGUUUGUCAGAGGUCGGCUGUGCUUCUCUGGUCGCAGCUUUGAAUUCCAACCUCUCCCAUCUGAGAGAGCUGGAGCUGAACUUCCUCCAGGUGUUGCAUUCAGGAGUGAAACAUCUGUCUGCUGGACUGGAGAGUCCACAAUGUAAACUGGAGACUCUGAGAUUGAGUAAAGGCAGUUUGUCAGAGGUCAAUUGUGCUUCUCUGGCCUCAGCUCUGAAGUCCAACCCCUCCUAUCUGAGGCAGCUGGACCUGAGUGACAUUUGUCUGGGAGAUUCUGGUGCGAAGCUGCUGUGUGAUCUUGUGGAGAGUCCACAUUGUAGACUGAAGACUCUGAGAUUGAGUUGCUGCAGUUUGUCAGAGAUCCGCUGUGCUUCUCUGGCUUCAGCUCUGAAGACCAACCCCUCCCAUCUGAGCGAAUUGGACCUUAGUAAAAACAGCCUGCAUGAUUCAGGAGUGAAGCUGCUGUGUGGUUUUCUGGAGAGACCAUACUGUAGACUGAAGACUCUGAGAUUGUGGGACUGCAGUUUGUCAGCGGUCAGCUGUUCUUCUCUGGCUUCAGCUCUGAAGUCCAAUCCCUCCCAUCUGAGGGAGCUGGAGCUGAGAAACAACGAUCUGAAGGAUUCAGGAGUGAAGAUGCUGUGUGGUUCUCUGGAGAGUCCGCACUGUAAACUGGAGACACUGGGAUUGAGUUCCUGCAGUUUGUCAGAGAUCAGCUGUGCUUCUCUGGCCUCAGCUCUGAAGUCUAACCCUUCCCAUCUAAGAGAGCUGGAUCUGAGAGGAAACACACUGCAGGAUUUAGGAGUUAAGCUGCUGAGUGAUCUGAAGAAGAGUCCGCACUGUAAACUGGAGACUCUGAGAUGGAAGUUUACUCACUAACAGUGAUCAGAAAGGUGGAUGUGUUGAGAGGCUAAGCUGUGUCCUGAUGAUCCAGAGAGGUUAAGCAGCCUCAGCUCUGACUGGGUCAUAUUACUGGGAUGACUCUUAGUGCUGCAGUCUUGAACUGCUCUGAGAUCAGCUCCACCAUCAUCAUCAUCAUCAUCAUCAUCAUCAUCAUCAUCAUCAUCAUCAUCAUCAUCAUCAUCAUCAUCAUCAUCAUCAUCAUCAUCAUCAUCCCUGUGUGUUCCUCUGGAUCUGUAUCAUCAGUGUAUCAGGACUGCUCUGCUGCUGCUCUGUCCUACACAGUCUCUGCAGACACACUAAGACUCUUCCACGUCUUCUGCUCCACACUCAUUCAACUCCUCCACCUGGACAAGAAGAUAAAACCUGUAGAAAGUGUGGAUUUAAUCAAAGCUCACCGAAGUCUAAAAACUAAAACACCAUUCUGAGUAUCAGCAGACUUUUAAUAAUAUAAUUGGUUAAGAAUAAGAAAAAGCCAGUUAAAAGGACAGACUCCAAACAUGUAUCAUUGUUAUUAUUAUAUUUCAUAUAUGAUAUUUCAAUUUCCUUUUUUUUUUGUUUUGUUUUUUUACAAAAAAUACCUGCAAAGUCUGUUGAUAAUUAUCCAAAGCUUUGUCGCUCCAUGGUGUUUUAAGCCCCAAACGUCUCCUUCCAGGCAGCGCUGAGACCAUUGACUUAAAGGCACCUAACCCUAACCUUAACCCUAACCAUUGCCAAAUCCUAGUGCCUUCCAGGCAGCGCUGCCUGGAAGGAGACAUUGGGGGCUUAAAACACCGAUAAAUGGCUUUGUCACUGUGAACAACCCCUUUCAUUUCCACAUUGUCAUUUGAACCAUUGUUAAUAUAAACAUUUUGAUCAGAGUAGCUUUUAGUCAAUCUCUGGAUUUUGAAAAAGCCAUUGCAGUCUUAAAGCUGAACAUUUUUACAACUUGUUACACAUUUUUUUGCUCUUUUUCUGUUGACAUGAAAUGAAUCAGCAAAAGAUAUUAAACUUGUCUUAGUGUAAUGUCAUGUACAUGUUUAUUACAGCUGUGUAUUGGCAGGGGAUUCAAUUCAAUAUAAAGCAUGAAAUCAAUAUUCAUAUAUGUAGGUGACUGAAAUACCCAGAUAAUUCAUGAGAGUACCUUCUGAUAUUUGUGAUCUAAUACCAUGUGCAUUAUCGAUGUGGUUUAGAACAAAUUGUACUAGCAAAACUUAUUUUACCAUUUCCUUAUUCUUAAUUAAGCAAAAAGAAUAAACUAUUCCCAGCAUUGUAUGCUGUAAUGCAUUGAAAUAAAAUGGUAAGUACACACACUACUGCACAAUGUAAAUAAUGUACCCAACCCUAAAGUUUAUGUAUACAUAAAUGUCCUGCAUGUUGGUAUAAAUCUCUGUAUCACUCUAUCACCAUCAUCACCUCUAUCAACCUGCCUUAUUAAGGCUGGUUGUCGAAAGUCAAUGUUUUUGGUAACCGACUAAAUUGUGAAGAGAGUAUUGUAAACGCGAAAAAGUUUCAUGCUUGGUUAUAUUUUCAGUCUUGUUUACUUAUUAAUUAAUAAGAUAUUUCCUGAUUUAAAUCAUAUUUUGGCUACUUUCAGUCUGUAUGUCCUAACUCAAAGUGUAUUCACCACCAUUCUUCUUCUGUAACAAAAACAGGCACAAUGUUGACGUAUUUUUUGCAGUGCAUAGCCAUUUAUUAAUGUUUAAGAGCACGGACAAAGCUGUACAAAAACCACAGCAGAAAGGCAGCUUUUUGCAUGAAGACAAAUGAAAACAAGUUGCAUUACAAAAUAAAUUUAAAGAACCCUUUUAUUUUUUUAGUUAACAGAUUACAAGAUGAAUGUCAUUUGACAUUUUGGAGUUAGAUCAAUAUGAACUCUUGGUCCUUAUUAUACCAGAUGAUUUGGGAAUUCUGAGCUACAGUGAAGUUAAAUACUGUAACCACCAUAAAGGCCCAUAUCACUGUUUUUACAAGCAAUAUCCCCUUAACAAUGUAUGCUUUAUAUUACAGAUAACCCUUUUGUAAAUGCUGCUGUUUUUCUUUACAAUUCCUACCUUCCAUGCAGUCACUGGUUUCCAUUUUGUCCGUGCAGUAUUUCAAUAAAUUCUCUUGAAACUUGG